Danio aesculapii is the source of this 1451-nucleotide messenger RNA. RefSeq names its product phosphoserine phosphatase (gene psph). Gene Ontology annotation, molecular function: L-phosphoserine phosphatase activity; magnesium ion binding. Gene Ontology annotation, biological process: dephosphorylation; L-serine biosynthetic process. The transcript has 6 exons. Gene Ontology annotation, cellular component: cytoplasm. The record is from RefSeq and is a predicted model, not a curated record. The coding region runs from base 348 to 1028 and encodes 226 amino acids. NCBI's taxonomy places the organism in Eukaryota, Metazoa, Chordata, Actinopteri, Cypriniformes, Danionidae.
GUGUGUUGGACGAGUAUUCAGACCUACACACCGACUGAUCAAACUUCAUCCGCUUCUGUCGUUAUAAUCACUCUCCGUCAUCGUUCCCGCUAGUGUGUUUUCCUCGAUACCGAACUGCAGAUUAAUAAUCACUUCAGCGGAACACUAACGUUAAAUACCGAGCAUCCCGUGUUUCCUGUGUCGUCAUUGUCGGGAGCCUCUGACCAAUCAGAGCUGAGCGUGUCUGUGAGCAGAGCGCUGUGAUUGGCUGCUGGUGAGUGUCAGCUGAGUGCAGCGUUCAGCGGGGCUCGGUGUGGACGCGCUCGCCGGUUUUGAACCGAACACUCACUCCGGCAUUCAGGCUCCCGAUGCUGACCGAGGCUCAGACCCGGGAUCUGCUGCGGCGGGCGGACGCGGUGUGCUUUGAUGUGGACAGCACCGUGAUCCGGGAGGAGGGCAUCGACGAGCUCGCCAAAUUCUGCGGAGUCGGGGACGCGGUCACGGAGAUGACCCGUAAGGCGAUGGGCGGCUCCAUGUCAUUUCAGACGGCACUCAGUGAGCGUCUGUCCAUCAUCAAGUGCUCAAGGGAACAAGUCAACAAGCUGAUCACAGACCACCCUCCUCAGCUGACACCUGGCAUCAGGGAGCUGGUCCAGAAGCUGCAGCAGCGCGGUGUGCAGGUGUUCCUGGUGUCCGGGGGUUUCCGCUGUAUCGUGGAGCAUGUGGCGUCUCAGCUCUGCAUCCCGCUGCAGCACGUCUUCGCCAACAGACUCAAGUUCUACUUCAAUGGAGAGUACGCAGGCUUCGAUGAGUCCCAGCCCACGGCUCAGAGCGGAGGGAAGGGCCGAGUGAUCAGCAUGCUGAAGGAGCAGCACGGCUUCCAGAACAUCCUGAUGAUUGGAGACGGAGCCACGGACCUGGAGGCCUGCCCACCGGCUAGCGCCUUCAUCGGGUUUGGAGGGAAUGUGCUGCGUCCACAGGUGAAGGAGAAGAGCUCAUGGUACGUCAGCAGCUUCUCUGAGCUCAGUAAAGAACUGGACAAGAUCUGAACACACACACACACACCGUGCCUUUACUAGCCUCAAUAACACACACUUUUAAUCCUCAUGUGUUUUAGAGUUUGUUACAGGGUGAUGUCCGAGUACUGUAUGUUUAAUAAGCUGACUCCAGCACACUGAGCUGAUUUUACUAUAGAGAAGAUGAUUUAUUGAUUAACAGAUGAGCGAUUGAGCAUGCGGCCGUCACACACACAGAACACAUCCUCAAUCAGAGCAGAAUCAUAUCAAACGCACAUCUAUGUAGAAACACAAUCCAAAUCAAAUACAGUAACUCAGACGUCUGCACACAGCCUGACCGAAGCAUUGAUCAAUCUGCUGCUGCUGCUGUCCCGCUCCUCAUCUGUGUGGGCUUUACAUGUACAGCUAAUAAAUAUGCAAUAAAUACAGACCGAUGGCUGCUGGCUGUGUUCUGGA